UGGCAAGCCAUCCCUUCCAUCAUCCUCGACAGACACGCGCCUGCCUCCUGCCGCCCGCCGUGAAAAGGAGGGACCUUGCUUACGCGCAGAAACAACAGCCACGGCCUACAUCAAAUAAAGCUCCAAACGCAGACAUCCGCCCGGUUCUUCUCUAUCAUCUAUAUCUCUUUCUUUGAGUACCCUGUCAGAGACAGUUUGACUUAUUGUCCACCUGGUGUGCGACGCGUUUUCAUAAACACAGCAGGUUGUAAAACAACACCGCAUUUUUGCUUUCGACUUGCCUGGGGCUGUACCGAUUGAGAUUGCCCAAGCACACUACCUCAUCCUCUAUUUCCCACCAAGGAAUCUUCAAAGAGCUUCCCAAAACCAUACAACUUGGUCGUGCUCCAGUCUUUUACCAUUUUUCAGCUUCCGCCAGUGUAGAGCCUUUGAUCCUCGAGCUUCAACUCCGACUCCUCUACGUCAAGAGUGACGAACCUCAGUUUAUCAACACGUUAAGGCUGCUCUUUUGACAAGAUGCAGUCUUCUUCAUCGCGUACUCUACAUGGGGCGUACCUUCUCCUUGGGCUACUCAUGUGGACGCACAUAUUCCCUUGCUUCGUGAAUGGACAAUCAGCUGCCGCUACUUCAACAGCGAGAACAUCUGCAGCGGCCGCUACGACUUCUACUGGGGCAGCAACGUCUACACCCGCGGUAGCAACUACUUCUGCUGCUCAAUCUGCUACUUCAACGCCUACUGCUGUUACGACCUCGGCUGCUUCCUCUGCAGCUGCAACUGGUAAACCCUAUUUAACAAUACGUAACGUGGAGACUAUGACUGCAUGUGGUCUUGGACAAAUCUACUGGAAUGUAUACAACGAGGAUGCCUCCAAAGUGAACAUCACAAUAUAUGCUGUAAAUGCAGGAGUAGACCAAGAUAUCCCUUCUGCCAGCACUUCUGCUGUUACCUCACAAACAACAUCCAGUGCUGUCACUUCUGGUGCUGCAGCUACAUCUUCUGCUGCCCGUUCUACUACUGCCGCCGCCGCUUCUACCGCAGUCGCCAACGCAACAUUGUCUCGCCGUACCAAUCUUAACAUCAACAGGACCAUCAUCACUCAGUUGGCCAAUCAUGGUUAUGAAUGGGAACCUGUUGCUCUUCCCGAGGGUCGAUACUAUAUCUACGGCUAUGUAGACGACGGCUACGGCACUUCAAACAAGAGCAACAUUUUCAGUGUCAUUGAGGGGUCAAACACAAGCUGUUUAGCGGCCUAUGAGAGCAUGAGUAAAACUGCAACAGCUACGGGUCAAGCUAGCCAAAGUGCGACCUUGGGAGCUGGUACGAGCGACAGCGACACCUCUGAGAGCUCGAGUGGUAUUGGCGGCGGCGCAAUUGCAGGUAUCGUCGUUGGCGUCCUGGCCGGUCUUGGAGCACUCGCGGCUUUGGCCUUCUUCUGUCUUCGUAAACGCAGACGAGAUCGAAAGUUUGGAAACAGAUGGGAUGGGGAUGGUCAUCAAAUGGGUAUGACUCACCAUCGAGUGAUUUCAGGUUCAACAGCACCAUCAGAUCCUGGCCAUUCACCAGGUUACAAUUCCAUCGGCAUGGGCAAUAAAGGAAUGGAUAAAGGAGAAACUGAGGGUAACACUGUGGUGGUGGGCGCUUUGAGGAAGGAUGGCAGCUAUAAAUCGAGUAGGACCCAAGCUAGUGCCGAAGGUAUAGGUCAAACAGUUGAAGGCCUGCCUGUCACUCCUGCUGGGGCCGAUCAGUUUACUACGGAUGUCGAGAAAGACGACCAAGAAGUCCUUCAGGACGGAAGUUCCCAAGGCCACGACCCAUUCAAAACACCUACGAUUCCUGUACUUUCCUUUCAGCCUACUCAGCAUUCUCAACCUGUCUUCUCACCGAUUGAAACCGAUUCUAACCGCCAUUUAUCAUCAGAUCCUAUACCUCCCCCGCCCAUAGCCGCUACCAACUCUACCAAUCAACCGCGCACACCCCACUCCGAGAGCCGAUCUAGUCAGCCGCGUCCUGCCUCUCAAGUUCAAACCAAUCGCAAAACGUCACAGAGUUCAAUGGGGCCAGGAGACUCACCGAAUCCCAAUGCUGGUGGUUCAGGCUUGGGGAGAAGUAACUCGAGUAGGCGAAAGCCUGUACCAAGCCUUGGGCCGGAGUUGAGGGGAGAGCUGGCGAGACAGACGAGUUUGAAAACAAAGGAAGAAGGUGCAAAGGCGAUGCCCCAGGUGGGACUGGGAUUAAAGCGAGGGCAAGAGGCAGUAAGAAAUGAGGAGGGUCAGAAGAGUUAUGUCCUUAUGCCUGAUCCUCCCAUGGUCCAGGAUUAAGAUUAGGGGUUUAUUCAGAUUUAUUUCCUUACGAAUCUUGUGUCUUGGGUUUUGUAUAAGUCACGAUGUAUUUAUAGUGAGCUGUGGGAUA
Messenger RNA from Cryptococcus deneoformans JEC21, 2410 nucleotides. RefSeq lists its product as hypothetical. Lineage: Eukaryota; Fungi; Basidiomycota; Tremellomycetes; Tremellales; Cryptococcaceae. The transcript is spliced from 2 exons. Bases 517 to 2319 code for a protein of 600 amino acids. The record is from RefSeq and is a predicted model, not a curated record.